Messenger RNA from Fusarium redolens, 899 nucleotides. RefSeq lists its product as uncharacterized. The transcript is spliced from 4 exons. The coding region runs from base 354 to 872 and encodes 172 amino acids. The record is from RefSeq and is a predicted model, not a curated record. NCBI's taxonomy places the organism in Eukaryota, Fungi, Ascomycota, Sordariomycetes, Hypocreales, Nectriaceae.
AUUCUGGGCCUCUCCGCGGAACAGUGGACAAGCGAGAUCGGACCAGACAGAAGCGGCUCUAUAAAUUUCGGUGGCGAACCACUGUACAACAGAGUCAACAGACUGGUCUAGCCUCUCGGUUCGGGAGUGGGGGGUUCCAUGAUUGGAAGACCAGCCGGAUGCGAUGGGGCACAUACCUUGUUGGUGGUGACGUCGAUGCCUGGGUGGUCUAAGCCUCUGACUUCUUGACAUAUGAUCAGCUCUAGAGUUUCAGCUUCAACUUGCAUCUUCAAUUGUAGCUUCUACUUUAACCAAAUAGUAACCUUGCUUUUCAUUUUAUUUCAAUCAAACAAUACUUAUACACAGUUCGAACAAUGAGUGCCAUCGCUUCAUACACCUAUGGUAACUUUCUCUGGUUGAGCACGCAAGCUCUCCCUCUUAUUCUCUGGCCAUCGUUUGUUGGGUCUCUUCUUCGAGCUGACAAUGAGACAUCUACCACUUUGGAAAUGUACUUUGGCCGCUCUUUAGGACUCGCUCUGCUUGCGCUCGGCCUCACUGUGGUGGUUCUCUCAGGCGUUCUUCCUCUCGAUACUACUUCAAAAGAAGCCCCCGAAGGCGCGCCGUCUCCCUAUGCUUCCGCCGCGGUCCUCAUAUCCACCCUUCACCACGCUUCGAGCGCCUUUUACUGCUACGGUCGUUAUUCCUGGACUGGCGAAACGGGGUUUCUACUGGGCUGCGUAGGUAGUGCUGUCUUUGCGACCUUUGGAUUGUACUGUGUGAUGUUUGCUGGUGAUACAGCCAUGACGAGCCGGUACCACAAGUUUGACCAGAGCACGAGCGGGUUCCCUUUCAAGAACUCUCAAUCGUACCGGGCUAAGAAGAAGGCUCUGUGAGAACAUGCUAUGGGGGCGUAUAUGUGU